AUGAAGCUCUUUCUCUCCCUCCUACUCCCCGUCGCCAUCUCCCUCCUCCCCGACGCCUCCGCAGAACACACCUCCAACUGGGCCGUCCUCGUGGGAACUUCACGCUUCUGGUUCAACUACCGCCAUCUCGCCAAUGUCCUCUCUCUCUACCGCACAGUGAAGCGCCUGGGCAUCCCGGACUCCCAGAUCAUCCUCAUGCUUCCCGAUGACAUGGCCUGCAACCCUCGCAACGCGUUCCCGGGAACCGUAUACUCUAAUUCCGACCGCGCCGUCGAUCUCUACGGCACCAACAUCGAGGUGGACUACCGUGGCUACGAAGUGACGGUCGAGAACUUCAUCCGCCUGCUCACCGACCGCGUGGGCGACGAGAUGCCGCGCAGCAAGCGCCUGCUCACAGACGAAAACUCUAAUAUACUCAUCUACAUGACCGGCCACGGAGGCGACGAGUUCCUCAAGUUCCAGGAUGCCGAAGAGAUCAGCGCAUUCGACCUUGCAGACGCCUUUGAGCAGAUGUGGGAGAAGAGACGCUAUCACGAAAUCCUCUUCAUGAUCGAUACCUGCCAGGCGAACACCAUGUAUUCGAAAUUCUACUCUCCCAACAUCAUCGCGACUGGCUCCUCGGAAAUCGGCGAGUCUAGUUACUCUCACCACGCGGAUAACGACGUCGGGGUUGCCGUCAUUGACAGGUACACAUACUACAACCUCGACUUCUUGGAGACCCAAGUCCGCGACCCGUCAUCCAAAAAGACUCUUGGUGACCUGUUUGACUCGUACGACGAGAGCAAAAUUCAUUCACAACCUGGCUUCCGCUGGGAUCUCUUCCCCGGGGACGAGGAGGAGGGCCGAAAACGCCUGAUUAUGGACUUUUUCGGAAACGUCCAAGGCGUAGAGGUUGGCGAGCCAGAAGAGAAUUUAGGACGAUGGCCGAAUAGCACAGAGGAAGCGGAGUGGAAAGAAGAUUUGCUGUCACUAGGCAAGAAGAUUAGAGAGUUGGCUGAUGCCCAAGAAGCGGCGGAUAAGUUGAGCCGAGAGGCGGAAACAAGCCGACAGGAGAAGGCUACUGAGGAGCCUACGGCAGCACCGGAGGCGAAGACAGUCCAAAAACCCGGACAGGCGAGGAUACGUGCGGCGAAAGUCUCGGAAGACGAGGGUUGGUGGGGAAAGAAACUCGUUGGUGCGUGGGUACUGGGAGGCCUUGGAAUGGCCUGGGCGGCUGGGAGUUAUAUGGAGGCUCUGUAA
Pseudogymnoascus destructans is the source of this 1239-nucleotide messenger RNA. It is a transcript of the gene GPI8, whose product is annotated as glycosylphosphatidylinositol anchor biosynthesis. The record is from RefSeq and is a predicted model, not a curated record. The transcript has a single exon. Gene Ontology annotation, molecular function: GPI-anchor transamidase activity. The coding region runs from base 1 to 1239 and encodes 412 amino acids. Gene Ontology annotation, cellular component: GPI-anchor transamidase complex. NCBI's taxonomy places the organism in Eukaryota, Fungi, Ascomycota, Leotiomycetes, Thelebolales, Thelebolaceae. Gene Ontology annotation, biological process: proteolysis; protein localization to cell surface; attachment of GPI anchor to protein.